Molecule: messenger RNA, 2042 nt
Organism: Anolis carolinensis (green anole)
Lineage: Eukaryota; Metazoa; Chordata; Lepidosauria; Squamata; Anolidae
Gene: ikbkg
Product: inhibitor of nuclear factor kappa B kinase regulatory subunit gamma
Exons: 15
Coding region: 181-1890 (569 amino acids)
Biological process (GO): positive regulation of canonical NF-kappaB signal transduction
Cellular component (GO): nucleus; IkappaB kinase complex; cytoplasm
Molecular function (GO): K63-linked polyubiquitin modification-dependent protein binding
Source: RefSeq, a predicted model, not a curated record
CUGACGUCACUUCCGCCUCGGCCCUGCUCCUUUCGAUUCCCGGGGUUGCUUUCUCUUUCUGGAUGUCACUUCCGGAUCAGACCAAAACAAGAUUCCAGGAAGGAGGAAGCGGGAGGAGACGGAGGCAUUGGAAGGCUGGCGUCGGAAGGAAAGGACCUAGAUGAAUGAGUGCGGGCCAUCAUGAUGGGGGAUGACUCUUCUCUUGGCAGAGAUGGCCCCCUUCACCUGCCAGCUGAGCUGGCUGGACAUGAAGCGGUGCAGCAUGUCCUGGCUGAGAACAGAGACCUCAAAGAAGCCAUCCGACGAAGUAACCAUAUGCUGCGGGAGCGUUACCGAGAGUUCCUGCAAUUCCAGGCUUCCCACAAGCAGGAGAAGGAAUUCCUCUUUUGCAAGUUCCAAGAGGCUCGGCUGCUGGUGGAAAAUUUGCAAUUAGAACGGACAGGACUGAAAAAGAAGCUGGAGAAAACCGCCCAAGAGCUGGAACAACUGAAGAGGCAACUGGCAGCUUCUCAUCCAUGUCCUUCAGAGAAAGAGGCCUCUGGAGCACAAGAGGACCAAGACACUGUAACCCUUACUCAAGAAGAGAACAUAUUUGCAGUGGUCCCUGAAUCGACACAGCAAAACAGGGGGCAGCUGGAGGAAGAGCUAAAGGUACUCCAGGAUGCCAACCAGGCUUUGCAGAAAGAGAAGCUGGCCUUGCAAGCUGAGAUCUGUGCGUUACAACAAGCCACAAAAACCACAUUGCCUGUAGAAGUACGUGGAAUAAAGCUUAAAGAGAACGGGCUUCAAGCAGAACGGCCCCUGGAGCUGGAAUCCCUGCAGGGAUCAGGGGACAGAAAAAGUUCUGAUGGGGACCAAGCUGAGCAGCUGUCCAAGAAGCUGAAGGAAGCAGAAGAUGAGAAUGUAUCACUUCAUCAACAGUUGGCAUUAGCUCAGGCGGAGUUGGCCCGUAUGGCAUCUCAAGAACAGGAGACCCAGCAGCAGCUGCAAACAUUAAACAAGCAGUUGGAGCAAUUUGGGGAGGACAGGGCCUCAGUAAAGGCCCAGGUGACCUCCCUCCUGGGGGAGCUGCUAGAAAGCCAAACCCGCUUGGAAACAUCCACGAAGGAAAAAAAAGAGCUAGAGGAGAGGAUCCGUGGAACUGCUGAACAACUCCAUCAGUUUGAAAGGGAGGCCGAUGCCCGCACCAAACAGCACAGUGUGCAGGUGGAUCAGUUGCGGCUGCAGGUGCAAAACCUAGAAAGUGCCCUGCGAGUGGAACGGCAGAGUGCCUCAGACGAAAAGAGAAAACUAGCCCAGUUGCAAGUGGCCUAUCACGAGCUCUUCCGGGAAUAUGAUUCUCAUAUCAAAACCAGCCUGGAAAGUGAGAAACGGAGCAAGGGCUUGGAUCUGCAAGUCGCUGAACUGUCUCAACAACUUCAAGAGGCUGAAGAGGCUCUGGUAGCCAAGCAGGAGCUGAUUGACAAGCUGAAAGAGGAGGCUGAACAACACAAAGCCAUCAUGGAAACGGUUCCUGUUCUCAAAGCACAAGCUGAUAUUUAUAAGACGGACUUCCUGGCUGAGCGUCAGGCUCGUGAAAAACUACAUGAACAGCGAGAGGCCCUGCUGGAGCAGCUUGCCCAAUUGCAAAGAGAUUAUGAGAAACUGAAAGCAGACUCUGAGGGGGCCAGCCGGGCUCUUAUGGAAGAGAUGAGGAAUCGCCAUUCCGAUGUGCGUCCACCUCCUCCAUUGCCAGAUUACCAGAUGGGAUGGAACGGACCAGGAAUGUUGAUGGCAGGUCCAAGACAAAGCUUUGCUGAAGAGCAGCCUAACUACUGUUGUCCUAAAUGCCAGUACAGAGCUCCAGACAUGGACACACUACAAAUCCAUGUCAUGGACUGCAUUCAGUGAUGAAGGAGGACAAGUACCAGUCUAUGAUGUGCUUUUGCUGCAUUGCCUUAAGCAGGACCAGCAGUUCAGCUACUGACAGUUGAUCCCAAAGGAAAGACCAUGGAUUGUUUGCUCCUGCUCAUGUAUGCUAUUAAUUUUUCAUCCUAUGAGAA